AUGGACUCGGGAGAAAGUGCUUUGCAAAAUUAUAGUCGAAUUGAGAAAAUUGGCGAAGGAACAUAUGGGGUCGUUUACAAAGGUAUCGAUAAACGAUCGGGAAAGAUGGUUGCAAUGAAAAAGAUUCGUUUAGAAAAUGAAGAUGAAGGUGUACCAGCAACAGCAAUUCGAGAAAUUUCACUGCUUCGAGAAUUAACACAUCCAAACAUCGUUGCUCUUGAAGAAAUCAUACUUGAAGAGAAUCGGUUGUACUUAAUUUUUGAAUUUUUGUAUAUGGAUUUGAAGAAAUACAUUGAUACAGUUCCUGAUUCUGAGCUGAUGAACAAAGAACAGCAAAAAUCUUACUUAUAUCAAAUAUUGCAAGCUAUUUGUUUCUGCCACCAGAGGCGUGUUCUUCAUCGUGAUUUGAAACCACAGAAUUUACUGGUGGACCAAAAUGGUGCCAUCAAGCUUGCGGACUUUGGUUUAGCAAGAGCUAUUGGUAUUCCAAUAAGGGCUUAUACUCAUGAAAUUGUAACUCUCUGGUAUCGAGCUCCUGAAGUACUUCUUGGCGCAACUCGCUAUUCGAUGGGAGUUGAUAUGUGGAGCAUUGGAUGUAUCGCUGCCGAAAUGGCCACAAAAGUACCACUAUUUCAAGGUGACUCGGAAAUUGAUCAAAUCUUUCGCAUUUUCCGAAUAAUGUCAACCCCUACCGAAGAUAUGUGGCAUGGAGUUACCCAGCUUCCAGAUUUCAAGAUGUCAUUCCCUCAGUGGAAAGAAGAUGGUCUCGGCAAAAUUCUUGAAUCUUAUAUGGAUCCCGAAGCUAUCCAAAUUUUACGCAACAUGCUUACUUACGAUCCGGCACAGCGAAUCUCAGCGAAACAGCUGCUAAAGAACUCAUACUUUGAUGACGUUGAUCGAAAGAAACUUCCAGCUGGCAAUUAUGACGGGACAUUGGUCUUACCGCCCCGAUAUAUGUGA
Cercopithifilaria johnstoni is the source of this 960-nucleotide messenger RNA. The record is from the annotation of a GenBank genome assembly. NCBI's taxonomy places the organism in Eukaryota, Metazoa, Nematoda, Chromadorea, Rhabditida, Onchocercidae.